AUGGCUGUGAAAAAGGGCUGGGCGAUAGCCCUAAUAAAUCUUUGUUUUUCUACUGUUAUUUUAUCUUUUAACUUGGAUCCGAGAUUACCAAUAGUGAAAAGAGGACCCUCAGGAUCAUAUUUUGGAUUUUCCUUGGCGCAGCACACGGUGGUCGAGUCUUCAUCAGAAAGAAAUGUAUUUUUGGUUGGUGCCCCUAGAGCCACAUUAAGCACAUCUAAUAUUGAGAAGCCAGGGGUUGUGUACAUAUGUCCAGUCAGUACUGGUCUAGGUGAUUGCAAUGAACUUCAGUUUGCAACUGCAUACAAUAAAUAUGCUGGAGAAGAUAAGGCCAACCAAUGGAUGGGAGUCACAGUCAGAAGUCAGGGCAAAGGGAAAGCUAUUGCAUGUGCCCAUAGACUCGUCAGUGGCCUCCCUCUCAAUCGCUAUGCUCAAGGUAUCUGCUACACCAUGUAUAACUCCCUUGAUGAGGAGGACCCGAUCAUGCCCUGCAGUGGUUUACCAACAACACUAGGACAUGAGCAGUAUGGGUAUUGUCAGGCUGGAACUAGUGCAGCCCUAGAAGAGGAUGGUGAUCUGCUCAUUGGAAUUCCUGGGCCAUACCAUUGGACAGGUGGCGCUGCAAAGAAGGAUCUAGCCAAUGAGUUCACUUCUACCUGGUACAGGAGCCGAAUGCUUAGCAACAAGAAUAAACCAUUGCCACCAGUUAGUCUCUAUUCCUAUGCAGGUAUGUCAGUAGCUGUAGCAGAGUUCACAGAAGGCAAAAAGACAUACCUGGCAGGGGCUCCAAGAUCCAAAGAUAAAGGAGAGGUCCUGCUAUUUCACACCAAUGAUACAGAUGAUGGUCUGGAUAUAUUCAAUGCAGAUGAUAUCUUACAGGGAGAACUGUUCAGUUCCCUCUUUGGAUAUGAUAUCCUCCCUGUUGAUCUCAAUAAUGAUGGGAAAAAAGACUUGAUUGUAAGUGCCCCCUUCUACCAUGCGAAAGGAGUUGGUGGUGUCAUCUACAUCUACGAAAAUGAUGGAUCUGGAAUCAACACGAAUUCAAAGAGAAAAAUGAUCAAGAGUCGCAAGAUGCCUGAGAAGGAAUGCAUGGAGCUGAACUGUGAACAUGCAAGAUUUGGUUUCAGUCUCGCUCAUGUUGGAGAUCUAAACUAUGACGAUUUCCAAGAUGUUGCAGUGGGUGCACCAUACGAGGGUAGGGGAGUCGUUUAUAUAUUCCAAGGUUCUAGAGAUGGCAUCAAAGAGGAAUAUGUACAGAGAAUUGAGGCCAGCGACUUAAUCACAAAUUCCCAAUUGAAGUCAUUUGGAUAUUCUCUCUCUGGUGGAAUUGACAUGGACAACAAUGCUUAUCCCGACCUUGUGGUGGGAGCUUAUGAAUCCAAUGCAGCUGUUAUCCUUCUGUCUCGGCCAGUCAUCCAGAUACAUUCAACUGUUGGUAGCUCCCCUGAAUUAAUAGACCCCAGUAUUACAACUUGCGAGGGCACCAGCAGAGAUCUCUUGUGCUUUGAUGUUAUUGCAAAGUUCCGCUUCACUGCAAAACCAGAAGACAAGUUCACUGAAAGAUAUGCAAUUAAUUACAAGAUUGAGGCCGAGAGAUUCACAGGAAAACGUUUUGUACGAGUAUUUUUCAAGAACUCUCCAAAUCCAAAUGAUGAGGAUAAGAACUACUAUGCUGAGGGCCGUGUACAACUUUAUGCCCAGAGUAAUCCAAGUAUGAAGGAAAUUAAACAAAAAGUGUUUGUCAAGAAAAGUAACCGUGACUUCUUGAACCCAAUACAGUUCAAGCUGACGGUGGAGUUGGAAGAGAACAUACCGCCACCCAUUAACCCCUCAAACCCAAACAUGCCUAAUCUCAACCAAUAUCCUAUUUUAGACCAAUCAACAUCUGAGGUCACAUUCCCAGUUGAUUUUUUGAAGAACUGUGGUGAAGACCAGACUUGUACAUCCAAUCAGGAGGUCAGAGCUUUCUUCAAAGAUCUGGAACCUGACGAAGAUGAUUCUACAGUGUCUGUAUUGAGCAUUGGUGUGAGAAAAGAACUUGAAGUGCGUGUAUUACUGACUAACAAUGGUGAAGAUGCUCAUGAGAGCACAUUAACUGUCACUAUCCCAGAGAAACUUUCUUACAUAGGAACCAACAAGGAGGGCAAAAAAUAUGGCUGUGACAGAGUAGAAAUGACAACCGUUGUGUGUGAAAAUAUGGGUAAUCCUCUGAAGAAUGGAGUUGAAGAGGCUUUGACCUUGAGGUUUAACCCCUUGGCAUUGACCCCUACUCCAGAACCAUUAGAAAUACAUGUUCAAGUCAAUACGACAAGUAAAGAGAUAGAUGUCUCUGAUAACAGUGUGAUACUUAAACUGAGGGCCAUUGUGAAAGCUGAAAUGGAAGUGACUGCUUCAUCUGACCCUGAGCAGGUACUCUAUGGGGGAGAGGUGGUAGGGGAAAGUGCAAUUCGAUAUGAGGAUGAGAUUGGCCAACCUGUCACACAUACAUUCCAGGUAUUGAACAAAGGUUCAGGAACAGUGCCAAGAUCUAAGCUGGUCAUAGAGUGGCCAUAUGAAGUGUACAACACCCACUUCCCCCAGGGCAAACAUCUGCUCUACAUCAUGCAGGAACCUUCAGUAACCAACGCAAAAUGUACCAUUGACCCUAAGUAUGUCAAUCCUCUUGGCAUUGAGCUGAGGGUUGAUAGAAAUGUAAAUGAGGUUGGGUCGAAUCCUGGUACUACGGUGGAGGUAGAUGGAGCUACUGAAGCUCCGUAUGAAGUGGAUACAACAGAGGCACAAAAUUUACGACGUAAAAAACGUGAGGCAAAAUAUGAAACAGUAGUUAAGGCAAAGGAAAUAUCAGUUGGACAGCAGAAAAUUCGACGUGUUGAUAUGGUUUGCAACAGUACCGCUAAGUGUUUCAAGAUUUUCUGUGAUCUAAACCUUCUCAGGGCUCAGGAUUCAGCUGUUAUACGUAUACGUGCUAGAUUGUGGAAUAGCACCUUUGUAGAGGAUUACAGGAAUGUUGAUCAAGUAUUAAUACGCUCCAGAGGUACCCUAUUUAUAGACCCAGCAUUAAACAUAGAACAAGAUAAAACAGAUGAUGACAUGGCUGAUGCAAUUACAACUGCCCAGCCUGAUAUAAAGAUAGCAGAGCCCCCUGGUAUCCCACUUUGGAUCAUCAUAGUAGCUGCAAUAGGUGGCGUCUUACUUCUCGUCAUUUUAGUCAUUGUUUUGUGGAAGCUUGGAUUCUUCAAACGUAAACGACCUGAAGAUAUGGACAUGAUACAAGCAGAUUUCAAAAAGCGAAAAGGAAAGGGUGCAUAUGAUGACGAUGAUAUGUAGUCAUUUCUUUAAUUUGGAGUCAUAUUUAUAUAGUCAUUACAUUUCAUUAUAUCUGAUGCACGUCAAUCACACAUCUCAUCCAACAUCAAUUUUAUUGUACAACUAGCACAUACUUAUCAUCAUGAUUUUAUAUAAUCAAGCAUCACUGUUUUCGUUAGAUUUCUGAUGCAUUUUUUACUGAAACAUUUCAUGAACAUUUGAAGGAUGAAUCAAUAUUUGAUUUACAGUUUACGACAUAUGCCAAUUGUAAAAUAAGAUCAUUUGCAUAUUGUAUUUGGUCACAUGACUUAAGUCUUUCACAGCUGUUGUAAAAAUAUGUGAUUGUAUUGUAAAAUAAUGUGCAUAUUGUGCAGAAAUGUGCCUAUUGCUGUAGUAACUGGUUGUUUCACCUUGAUUGGUGCAACUAAAUCCCAUCGUGUUAAACCAUAUUGGCAAAAUUAUGUGUUCAAUAUGAAAACUCAUCAUGUGUAUAUAUUUCACGAAUGAAAUGUAGAGAAACAUUGUUAAAGACAUUUUCUUAGGUAACUACAGUGAAACCUGUAAAGUGGAA
Molecule: messenger RNA, 3874 nt
Organism: Owenia fusiformis
Lineage: Eukaryota; Metazoa; Annelida; Polychaeta; Sabellida; Oweniidae
Source: the annotation of a GenBank genome assembly